Colias croceus (clouded yellow) is the source of this 1435-nucleotide messenger RNA. Its product is annotated as geranylgeranyl pyrophosphate synthase-like. Gene Ontology annotation, biological process: isoprenoid biosynthetic process. Gene Ontology annotation, molecular function: prenyltransferase activity. Bases 346 to 1293 code for a protein of 315 amino acids. The transcript is spliced from 10 exons. Lineage: Eukaryota; Metazoa; Arthropoda; Insecta; Lepidoptera; Pieridae. The record is from RefSeq and is a predicted model, not a curated record.
ACAGCAUAAACUACAAUGAGGUUUUAUAAAGUAAAGAUUUUAUAAAUAGAAUAAUGACACUCACAUUCUUAAUACAUGCAGAUGUUUAACUUGCCAGAUUUAAGCGAUAAGUUACCUUACUUUUACCUCAAACUUACCCGCAAUACUUGUAAUAUUCGAUGCUAAUUUUAUAAAAAGGAAGUGUGUCCGUUUAACGAAUUUAUUUCAUAGUGCACAGCGGCUUGGGAUAAACGGUUUUAGAUAGAAGAAAGUUUUAAUUAAUUUCUUAAUAAUUCAGUGCAUCUGUGUUAAUCUCAGGACAUUUCGUUAUUUUCGAACAUAUUGCCGGCCAAUAAUUUUUCAGAGAUGUCCGUGAAACUGAACAAUGGAAAAGUUGAACAAAAUGGAGAAUUGUAUUUAGAGAAGGAACUUCUAGCACCGUACACUCAUAUAAUGAAAGUGCGUGGCAAGGAACUACGCAAGAGACUUCCAACCGCCUUUAACGAAUGGUUGAAACUUUCCGCGGAUAAAGCAGAGUAUAUUAUUGAUGCUGUGCAUAUGCUGCAUAAUGGAACUUUGUUAUUCGAUGAUAUUCAAGACAACACAAUGGUACGUCACGGUCUGCCUGCUGCACACAUCGUGUAUGGUCUCCCGCUUGCCAUGAACGCGGGGAUUCAUGUGAUUAUCCUAGUUUUGCAAAAUCUUGAGAAGCUAGGUCAUCCACAGAUUGGUAAAAUGUUCAGUGAGGAAUUUCUAGAAAUAGUUCGUGGUCAAGGAUCAGAAGUGUAUUGGCGAGAUAAUCUGCAAUGUCCCACACAAGAACAAUAUGAACAUGUGGUUCAACAAAAAUCUGGCAACAUGUUCAGACUAGCUAUUCGGUUGAUGCAGCUCUUUAGCGACUAUGAACACGAUUUAAGUGAACUAGCCCUUACCGUGGGCAAGUAUUUCCAGUUCAGAGAUGAUUAUUGUAAUUUGGCGCAAGAAGAGGCUGUGGAAGAAUGGCCAGAGGACCCUAGUAAACAGCCCAAGAAAAACCAAGAUAGCUUUUGUGAUGACUUAACCGAAGGAAAGUUUACGUUGCCUAUUAUACACGCUCUCAAUACUCCGGACGGACAUACAAUUCUCAAUAUUCUACGUCAACACACCCGAGAUUACGAGUUGAAGAAAUUCUGCGUCGGUGAAUUAGAAAGACUAGGAAGCAUGCAAUACACACGAGAUAGAUUACGGAGCAUUGAUAAGCAUAUAAGAGAUGAGGUUCGUCGUUUGGGCGGAAAUCCGAAGCUAAUAUCUAUACUGGACGAAAUGGCCGUAUAGGUAAUUAAACAAAGUCCAAAGCAUUCGGUUUUAGUAUGGCCGGUGGUAAAAGCAGCGUUGUAUUUAUUUUAAUGUAACUAUAUUGAAUGUGUUAUUUAUUAUUUUCAAAAUCUAUUAUUUUAAUAAAUAGGAAGUGAGUUAA